ACAAAAAUGGUGAAGAAAAUGAAGCUUCUCUCAUUUUUCAAAACCAAAGGCAAAAAAUCAUCUUCACCAAGGGCUUGUCUACAAUGUAGCUACAAACCAAAAACCCUAUCUUUCAGAGAAGAUAAUCCAGAAACUUCAGAACCCAUAACACCAGAAUUUUCUUCUGAGGAUUUCAGAAGUAACUCAGUUGAAACUGUGAAUAUUGAUGAUUUACGUUCGGAUCGAUUUUUCUUCGAAUCAGACGAAACUAGAUCAAUAUUUAAGACCAAAGAAAACAUUACUAGGUCUAGCAGUAAUAAUAAUAAUAAUGAAAGUUUAUUAUUGCCAUUUGAGAACACGGUUGAGUUAGCGGUGGAUUCGCAAAACCCUACCGAAGAUUUCAAAGAAUCUAUUGUGGAGAUGGUGGAGGCUCAUGGUGUUGACAAUUGGGAAGCUUUGGAGAAGCUUUUGAGUUGGUAUUUGGAAGUUAAUGAGGAAAGAAAUCAUGAGUUUAUUAUCGAUGCUUUUUAUGAUUUAUUUGUUAGUAAUCUUGAUUCACCAGAUUCUUCUCCUUUGUCGAUUGAUAGUUUUACUUCUCUUGAUUCUUCAUGGAGCACAGCUCGUGUUUCAUCUUAUAGUUCACCUUUGUAAGUUUAGGAGAUUGUGAUUGAAGACUGGUUUGUGGGCUAAAUGGUUUUGGGUAGUGAAUCUGAAUUGUAAGUUAUAUGUAAUAAUAAUGGUGCACAAUAUAUAGCACAAUUUUGAGUAGUAAACUUUUAUUAUGAUAAGUUAU
Vicia villosa (hairy vetch) is the source of this 772-nucleotide messenger RNA. RefSeq names its product transcription repressor OFP13-like. Gene Ontology annotation, biological process: negative regulation of DNA-templated transcription. NCBI's taxonomy places the organism in Eukaryota, Viridiplantae, Streptophyta, Magnoliopsida, Fabales, Fabaceae. Bases 7 to 630 code for a protein of 207 amino acids. The transcript has a single exon. The record is from RefSeq and is a predicted model, not a curated record.